UCGAAGUAUCCGGGCUCCAGUUCAAUUUUAAAUGACAUGUCACAUAACUUCCGGUACUAUUAAUAUUUUCCGGUGAACGAAACCAUGCUGCCCCCCGGUGCGGCAGCUUGGGACAGCUUUUGUUUCGUUAGUUCUUGAAUCUUGACGAGAGCUGUUACUUUCUAAUUUCUAUUUUCAUCCACAAUUUAUAGUUUGUUUCUGCUCCUUCGAAAGUGGUAGUAUCACUGUUUUGUUGACUUUACAAUCAACUCCAGGAGUUGUGAACGCCAUGUCCGAUUCGGCGACUGUGUUGCCGUCGGCGGAGGAUACUAAUGAUCAGGUUGAUCAGGGAAGCGGAGAAGAAGCACAAGCGCGUACCUGCGUUUCGCCAAGCGACGCUGCCGUCGACCGAGCAGGCGGAGCAGCUCACAGCGAUUGCGGCUCCUCGUCCGCCAAAUCGUCCCCUGACACCAGCCAUUUGAAGAACAAGCCCCAACAGACUGUUGUCGAGGAGGAGAAAGUACUGGGACACAACUGGGGAUUGGCGAAGCACGUGCAGAAUGUAUCCGCAGAUAUGGAGAAAUUCUGUGGCGCGUUGAAGAGACCCGACUUCAGGGCGAAGAAGCUGAACAUCAGCAUCCGCGACAAGAUCGUCGUGCGGGCUUCCAGAAUUGCGGACCACGUGCUGGUCAUGGGCACUGUCGACUUCAUGCUGGAUCCGCUGCCGUGUCCCUACGCGGAGCAGACGGAGGCCUGCAAAGCCUUCCGCGCGUCGGCCCCGUCCUUUCUGAAGGCGCACCUGCAGGCCAAGCACGACCUGCGCAACGUCAUCCUGAACUUUGUGUGUCCCUGUCCGGCCAAGUUCAACGGGAAGAAGAGCUGCCCGGUGGUGCGCUUCGAUCCUGGCGAAGGACACAUGCACGAGCAUCUGGAGAAGUACCACCGGAAGUACUACGACGCGGUGACGAAUGCCCUGGUGGCGGCUGACGAAGACGAUGCGCAGCUCAUGCAGAAACACGAGAGGUUUAUGCGGCGCACCCGCCGCCUGUUCUUCCCGGGCUGGACGCGCCGCAAGGAGGAGCUCUUCCCCAGCCAGAUCAUCCCGGACAAGGUCGUCAUUCCCACGAAAAUCAGCGAGGAGGGCGAAAUCAUGUACAUCUGCAACAUUGACCCCUGCCGCCGACGCAAGUUCCGCCCUCCGCACGCGGCUGCCGGCGUGCACGCCCACGUGUGGACGGAGCAUCAGUCCCGGUUGGAUCUGCGCACCAGUCUGUACCACCAAUGCCCGGCGGCGAAAUGCCGGGAAACGGUGCGUGGCUGUGCGCGACAGCUGGAAUCCCACGUCAAGGCCGUGCACCCCGAGCUGCUGGGACCGCGGACGGAUUACUCGGAGGCGGCCAAGAAGAAGCGGAAGGAUCUGGAGGACAGCAUCCCUGCCGCCUGCAUCGGAGAGGCCCUUGCCAACGAUCCGCAAGCUGACGAGGGCGGCCAGCUGUUUCUGCAGCGUUACACAUGUCCUGUCAAGAAGUGCGACAAAGUCUUCCUGGGUCUGGCUGAGUCGGCGCGGAAGUACAUGGUCUGGCACGUGGGCGCUGACCACGAGGCCGACUGGAACGUCCAGGAGUCCCCAGUCACUUGAUGGCGGCGGCGCGGCGGAGUGACCAGUCUCAGCCACGCGCAUUGACGCUGUUUUGGCUCAUCUGUGCUUCCACAUGAACAACGUUCCUAGUCCUACUAGCGAAUCUGUCUCCCGGCCUGGAAAUGGAUGUGCCGAAUUUCUUUUCCUAUAGUUUGUCAAUGGUAUUUUUCUGUUUCUUCAUUUACGAGCUGCGACAGACUGUCCGCCCUUUCCCUGUUCGCAACCCUUUCAAUUUCUCACGGUCCACUGAAUCCACGGACGGCGUCUGCAUUUCUUUUGUUGUCCUUGUAGAUUCUUUCUGCUGUC
Messenger RNA from Paramacrobiotus metropolitanus, 1924 nucleotides. RefSeq lists its product as uncharacterized. The record is from RefSeq and is a predicted model, not a curated record. The transcript has 8 exons. Lineage: Eukaryota; Metazoa; Tardigrada; Eutardigrada; Parachela; Macrobiotidae. Bases 269 to 1618 code for a protein of 449 amino acids.